Messenger RNA from Zophobas morio, 888 nucleotides. Its product is annotated as chymotrypsin BI-like. The record is from RefSeq and is a predicted model, not a curated record. The coding region runs from base 70 to 825 and encodes 251 amino acids. Gene Ontology annotation, biological process: proteolysis. Lineage: Eukaryota; Metazoa; Arthropoda; Insecta; Coleoptera; Tenebrionidae. The transcript is spliced from 6 exons. Gene Ontology annotation, molecular function: serine-type endopeptidase activity.
UAACAAAAAAUUCGUCUUUUAAACCUCAAUUUCCUACUUAAACUAAAAAAAAACACCUGAUAAGACAAAAUGAUCCACAAGCUACUCUUGUUUCUAACACUCGCUACCGCCUUGUCUCUCCCCCGAAAAGAGUUCAGACCCCGAAUUUUCAACGGUGAACCAGCAUCCAAAGGUCAAUUCCCAUGGCAGGCAGCUCUUUGGAUUCCCACCAACACAGGACUAAAAUUUUGCGGUGGUUCCCUCAUUAGUGACACCUGGGUACUCACUAGUGCCAAUUGUGUGGGAAAAGCUUUUUUCAGAAUCAGGGUACUACUAGGUACGUUAGAAUCAACAGGAGAUGAUCCAGACCAGGUGGAACUGCACUCACGGUUGUGGAUAAUCCACGAGAACUUUAAUCCUUGGACGUACGAAAAUGAUGUGGCUGUGGUACGCUUACCAGAAGCGGUGGUGUUUAAUGAUUAUAUUCAACCCAUUGCUUUAAUGACUGAAGAUGUAGAUGAAGAUAGUACUGUGACUGUUAGUGGCUGGGGUGCUAUAAGUGAAGAUGACGUUAUAUCGUCAGAUCUUACUUACUCCAAUUUAACAAUAAGUACAUCUUGUGCAGGUACUGAUAGUACUAUAUGUGCCAUUCCGGAUGGCAAUAGUGAUUCCCAAAAUAUUUGUUUGGGGGACAUUGGGGACGCUUUGGUACUUAAUGCUUUCACGGAUCCCGUCCAGGUUGGAAUUGCCAGUUCCUACGGUACCACUUGCAACAAGGGUGGCUCUGGAAUAUUUACAAGUACCGCAUUUGAAAGACAAUGGAUAAAACGUGUCACUGACAUCUAGACCACACAACAAAAUAAAACCAAAACAUUGUUUCAUAAUAAUAUAUAUAUUCUAAGUACUUAA